CGGGCGCCAUCUAGCGCCUCCCGCCGGCAGUGUCCGCUCUGGGCGGGCUCUCUGGGUUUGAAUUGCGUCCCCCGGACCCCGCUGCUGCCUGUCAUCAUGUCUCGGCUCAGAAGGGGAGGAAUGACCGGCGACUCCCGGGAAGGUUUCCGUGACCAGAGGGACAAGGAGCCGGCCGUUCCUCAGGGACUGAUCAAGGCGGCCAGGAAGAGCGGCCAGCUGAACCUGUCAGGAAGAGGCCUGAGCGAGGUUCCGGCGAGCGUUUGGAGAAUAAAUUUGGACACCCCGGAGGAGGCGCACACCAACGUCCAGUUCGACGCGUCCGACCGCUGGUGGGAGCAGACGGAUCUGCUGAAGCUGCUCCUCUCCUCCAAUCGGCUGCAGUCUCUGCCCAACGACCUCCGGCUGCUCCCGGCCCUCGUGGUGCUCGAUGUCCAUGACAACCUCCUGACGGAGCUCCCCGCUGCCAUCGGAGAGCUGGUGAACCUGCAGAAGCUGAACGUCAGUCACAAUAAACUGAAGUCGCUGCCGCCGGAGCUAGCGCAGCUGCAGAAUCUCAAGAGCCUCCUUGUCCAGCACAACCAGUUGGAGGAAAUACCAGACGUGCUGGGACCGCUGAGUGUUCUGGAGGAGCUGGACCUUUCCAGUAAUGGUCUGCGGAACAUUUCAGGAUGCCUUGGAGGUCUAACCCAUCUCAGUCGACUCAACCUGUCCAGCAACAAGCUAAAAUCCCUUCCUGCUGAAAUCAGCUCCUUAAAAAGCCUCAGACAGCUGGACUGCACAUCAAAUCUGCUGGAGGACGUGCCCACUUCUUUAGCUGGAAUGGAUUUUCUGGAGCAGCUGUACCUAAGACAGAACCAGCUGACGUUUCUGCCUGAGCUUCCCAACUGCAAGCUGCUGAAGGAGCUGCAUGUUGGUAACAACCAGAUAAAUACUCUGGGCCCCCAGCACUUGUCACACUUGAGUUGUCUCAUUAUACUGGAGCUGCGGGAUAAUAAACUGAAGAGCUUACCUGAUGAAAUAGCUUUGCUUAAAGGACUGGAACGGCUGGACUUGACCAAUAAUGACCUGAGCAAUCUGCCCAAUUCUCUUGCAAAUCUUCCAAAUUUAAAAUCACUUCAGCUGGAAGGAAAUCCCUUGAGGGGCAUUAGGAAGGAUCUUCUCAGUAAUGGUACCCAGAAGUUACUGAAGUAUCUAAGAGGCAGAAUUCAAGUCCCAGAUCCAAAGUCUGAACAGGGAGAGGCUGCUGCAGUUACAGCCAUGACAAUGCCAAGUGACGCCCUUGUGAAUACUCAUGCCCUUGCCACAUUGAAGACCUUAGAUUACAGUGAUAAGCAAGCUUUGGCCAUACCUGAUGCCGUCUUCAAUACAGUCGGGAGUUCCCCCAUCACAAUUGUAAAUUUCAGCAAAAAUCAGCUGACGGAAGUUCCUUUAAGGAUUGUAGAACUGAAAGAUUCAGUGUGCGACGUUAAUCUCGGCUUCAAUAAAAUCCCAACAGUUUCACUAAAUUUGUGCAUGCUACACAAACUAAAGCACCUAGAUAUGAGGAACAACUUACUUGGGUCUCUCCCGGAUGAGCUGGAGGCGCUGACUCGGCUGCAAUCGAUCAUCCUUUCUUUUAACAGAUUUAAAACAUUCCCUGAUGUUCUGUACCGGAUCCCCACACUGGAGACUAUACUUAUUAGCACCAAUCAGAUUGGAUCCAUCGAUCCUCUGCAAUUAAUUAAGCUUACCAAACUCUCCACCUUGGACCUCCAGAAUAAUGACCUCCUGCAAAUUCCUCCAGCCCUGGGAAACUGUGAAAAUCUAAGAUCUCUGAGCCUGGAAGGAAAUCCCUUCAGAAACCCCCGAGCUGCUAUUUUAGCCAAAGGGACGGCAGCUGUUCUUGAAUAUCUACAAAGUCGCAUCCCCACCUGAUCGAUGGAAAAUAGGGGCUUUUAGGACUGUCCGUGUGACAACAUGCUUAGCUGGAAAGGGAUUGUUCUGACCUUCACAAGUUUUACUGCCAUAUAUUAUCUUACACUGUGAGCAGAGGUUAGUGGAGGGGGACAGGCCUCUUCUGCCCAACAUAUAUAAAUUUAAUUUACUCCAGUUUUCUGAAAUCUAUGCCAGGCCACUAACGGGCAGUGUUUCACAAUAUGGCCCCUUUUAUUUAUUUUUCUCCCCGUACUUUGAUAUUAUACCUACCCAGUAAUUUCUCUGCCUAAAAUAUUUUACAAAUGUCUGCUCUUUCGCGUAAUAAUUUUUCAUGACGCCAUUUAGUCGCUCCUCUCUGCUUAAUUUAAAGGCCAUCUGUCAGCAGAUUUGUACCUAUGACACCGGCUGACCUGUUCCAUGUGCGCUUUGCAGCUGAAGGCAUCCAUGUUGGUCCCAUGUUCAUAUUUGUCCGCAUUGCUGAGAA
Molecule: messenger RNA, 2398 nt
Organism: Bufo bufo (common toad)
Lineage: Eukaryota; Metazoa; Chordata; Amphibia; Anura; Bufonidae
Gene: LRRC40
Product: leucine rich repeat containing 40
Exons: 15
Coding region: 97-1914 (605 amino acids)
Molecular function (GO): protein binding
Source: RefSeq, a predicted model, not a curated record